Messenger RNA from Nyctereutes procyonoides (raccoon dog), 14125 nucleotides. It is a transcript of the gene ZHX3, whose product is annotated as zinc fingers and homeoboxes 3. Gene Ontology annotation, cellular component: nucleus. The transcript has 6 exons. The record is from RefSeq and is a predicted model, not a curated record. The coding region runs from base 1854 to 4736 and encodes 960 amino acids. NCBI's taxonomy places the organism in Eukaryota, Metazoa, Chordata, Mammalia, Carnivora, Canidae. Gene Ontology annotation, biological process: regulation of transcription by RNA polymerase II. Gene Ontology annotation, molecular function: DNA-binding transcription factor activity, RNA polymerase II-specific; DNA binding.
GCCGCCCCGCCCCGCGCCCUGGAGCUGCGGGAUGCGCGGUCCCGCUGGCCCGCACCUGUCCCCCUGCCAGGAGCAGCAGAAAAGCGGGGAUUUUCGAAUCGGGCCGACUUAGGCCGCCCUGGCUUUGGUUCCAGUUCGCUGCGUGACCUUGGGGCGUGAACUGCAGCUGCAGAAGCAACAGGUGGACCUUUCAAGAUGCAUACAGGGCUGCAAGAAAUGAGGGGAGAGGCUGGAGAGACCAAUGAAGGGUCGAAGAAGCUUGUUUCCUGGAAGUCUCUGGAGAUGGAACCCAUUGAUUUAAUUGGGAGUUUAUGGCAGUGGUUCACAAUACCAGCCACUGAUCCCUACGGUUGGAAUCACUUGACUCAUGCUGAACAGUGAUUCUGAAAGAAAUAGGGGGAAAAAAAUCCUAAAAUUCAUGUGGAAUUUCAAAGGACCUUGAAUAGCCAAAAUGUUCUUGAGAAAGGAAAGCAAAGUGGGAGGUCUAACACAUCCUGAUUUCAAAAUAUAUUACAAAGCUACAGUGAGCAAAACAGUAUGGUACUGGCAUGAAGAUGAACAUAGACCUCUGGCACAGGAUAGAGAGCCCAGAAGUAAAUUCUUGCAUAUAUGGUUCAGUGAUUUCCAACAGGUGUGCCAAGGCUAUACAAUGGAGAAACGAUAGUCCCGUCAGCAAAUGAUGCAGGAGAAACUGGAUCUCCAUAUGUAAAAGAAUGAAGCUGGACUGUUAACUCAAUCAUAUGCAAAAAAUAAUUCAAAAUAGAUUAAAGACCUAAACAUAAAAGCUGAAACUAUAAAACUUCAAGAAGAAAACAUAAGGGAUAAAGCUUCAUGACGUUGGUUUGGUAAUGAUUUCUUGGAUAUGACAUGAAAAGCACAGGCAACAAAAGCAAAAGUAGACAAAUGGGACUACAUCAAACUUAAAAACUUCUGCACCUCAAAGGGAACAAUCAACAGAAUGAAAAGGUCACUGACGGAAUCGGAGGAAAUAUUUGCAGACUAUGUAACACUAUGUAUCUGAGAAGGAUUAACAUCUAUAAAGAAACCCUACAACACAACAACAAAUAGCCUGAUUGAAAAAUGAAUAAAAAACUUGAAUAGAAAAAAAAAAAACUUGAAUAGACAUUUCACCAGAGAAGCUAUGCAAAUAGCCAAGUAUAUGAAAAGAUGUGAGCAUCACUAAUCAUUAGGGAAAUGCAAAUCAAACCAAAUGAGAUAACACCUCAUACCUGGUAGAGUGGCCACCAUAAAUAAAUAAAUAAACAAACAAACAAACAAACAGAAAAUAACCGGUGUUGGUGAAGGUGUGGAGAAAUUCACAUCGGAAUGUAAAAUGGUGUAACUGCUAUGGAGAAUAUUAGUAAAGUUUCUCAGAAAAUAGAAACUAGAAUUACUGCAUGUCUAGCAAACAUACCUCAGGGUAAAUAUCCCAAAGCAACAAAAGCAUGGACUUGAAGAGAUAUUUGUAUCUAUGUUCAUGGCAGCAUUAUUCAAAAUAGGCAAAACAUGGAAGCAACCUAAAUAUUCUUCAACAGAUGAAUAAAGAAAGUAUUGUAUAUUCGUACAGUGGAAUGUUAUUCCGCCUUAAAAAGGAAGGAAAUCCUGUCACAUACAAUAAUAUGGAGGAACUUUGAGGACAUAUGGCAAGUGAAAUAAGCCAGUCACAAAAAGACAAAUACUGCAUGCUUCUACUUUUAUGAGGUUUAAUAGGAAAAGCUUGCUUUCUGCAGACAACUGAAAAAACUGCCUUUGGAAACUGUUUCUUUGGCCGGCAUGGAGCAGCUGGGACUUACACUGUGAGGCCCUUGACGGGACAAGCUCUCACCCACUGGUCAUCCAGAGUGAUUGUCACCAUGGCCAGCAAGAGGAAGUCCACCACCCCGUGCAUGAUCCCUGUGAAGACCGUCGUGCUGCAGGAACCCGGUGCGGAGGCCCAGCCCGCCGCAGCUCUGCCCGAAGGACCCCCGCAGGAGCUGCCCCCUGAAGUGCCGGCUACCAGCAGCGAGGUCGCCCAGACGGCCAGCAGUACCGACGGCGCCGCCCUGGCCAAUGGGCACCGGAGCACUUUGGAUGGCUACUCGUAUUCCUGCAGAUACUGUGAUUUCAGAUCCCAGGACAUAACCCAGUUUGUGGGACACAUGAACUCAGAGCACAUGGACUUUACUAAGGACCCAACUUUUGUCUGCACUGAAUGCAGUUUUCUGGCAAAAACUCCUGAGGGGCUUUCUCUACACAAUGCCAAGUGUCACUCGGGGGAAGCCAGCUUUGUGUGGAAUGUGGCCAAGCCAGACAAUCAUGUCAUCGUGGAGCAGAGUGUCCCUGAGAGCACCUGCACUCCUGACCUAUCGGGUGAGCCCAACACUGAAGGGACUGAUGGACAGGCUGAAAUCAUCAUUACCAAAACCCCAAUCAUGAAGAUAAUGAAAGGCAAAGCUGAAGCCAAAAAAAUUCAUACACUCAAGGAGAACCUCCCCAGUCAGCCUGUGGGUGACACGGCCUUACCAAACCCCUCAGCUGGGGAGAGUGAGGUGAAGGAGGGGGAUCACUCCUUUGUCAACGGGGCGGUCCCGGUUGCUCAGCCAGCCAGCAGCUCGGCAAAAGGGCCGCAUGUGGCCAAUGGUCCCCUGCUGGGAGCGGUGCCGGUUCUGCCGGCUGGUCUGGCACAGUUCCUGCCCCUGCAGCAGCCGCCCCCCGUGCACACCCAGCACCACGGCCACCAGCCGCUGCCCACUUCCAAGUCCCUGCCCAAGGUGAUGAUCCCACUGAGCAGCAUCCCCACCUACAAUGCGGCCAUGGAUUCCAACAGCUUUCUCAAGAAUUCCUUCCACAAGUUCCCCUACCCGACCAAAGCUGAGCUCUGCUACUUGACUGUUGUCACCAAGUACCCGGAAGAGCAGCUCAAGAUCUGGUUCACAGCCCAGAGGCUGAAGCAGGGCAUCAGCUGGUCCCCCGAGGAGAUCGAGGACGCCCGGAAAAAGAUGUUCAAUACGGUCAUUCAGUCCGUACCCCAGCCCACAAUCACUGUCCUCAACACGCCCCUGGUGGCCAGUGCCGGCGGCGUGCAGCACCUCAUCCAGGCCGCCCUCCCGGGCCACGUGGUGGGGCAGCCCGAGGGCGCAGCGGGUGGCCUGCUGGUCACACAGCCACUGAUGGCCAAUGGGCUGCAGGCGCCCAGCUCGGCCCUGCCGCCGGCGGUCACGUCGGUCCCCAAGCAGCCCACCGUGGCGCCCAUUAACACUGUGUGCUCCAACACCACGUCGGCCGUGAAGGUGGUCAACGCAGCCCAGUCGCUGCUCACGGCGUGCCCCAGCAUCACCUCCCAAGCCUUCCUGGACGCCAGCAUCUACAAGAACAAGAAGUCUCACGAACAGCUGUCCGCCCUGAAAGGAAGCUUCUGUCGGAACCAGUUCCCGGGGCAGAGCGAGGUGGAGCAUCUGACCAGAGUGACGGGCCUCAGCACCCGGGAGGUGCGCAAGUGGUUCAGCGACCGCCGGUACCACUGCCGGAACCUCAAGGGCUCCAGGACCAUGCUGCCCGGUGACCCCGGCGCCAUCAUCAUCGACCCCGGGCCCGAGGCGCCCUUCUCCCCGGCGGCAGCCAAGGCCCCCGAGGUGCCCUGCGGCCCGCCCGCGUCCACCCUGGCUUCCCCCCCUUCCGCCAGACGCCAGGCCUGGCACCAGACCCCCGACUUCACGCCAACCAAGUACAAGGAGCGAGCCCCCGAGCAGCUCAGAGCCCUGGAGAGCAGUUUUGCGCAGAACCCUCUUCCUCCCGACGACGAGCUGGACCGCCUGAGGACGGAAACCAAGAUGACCCGGAGGGAGAUCGACAGCUGGUUCUCAGAGAGGCGGAAGAGAGUGGGUGCCGAGGACACCAGGAGGGCUGAUGGGGGCGCUGCUCUGGAGGAGGAGGAGGUGGUGGCUGUGGCUGCGGAGGACGAGGCGGGGGACGAGGAGCUGGUGGGGGACCUCAGGGUCCCCGGCGAAGAUGGCUCCCCGGAAGCGCUCGGCGGCCACAUGCUGGCGGAGCGCAAGGUCAGCCCCAUCAAGAUCAACCUCAAGAACCUGCGGGUCACCGAGGCCAACGGCAGGAGCGAGCUCCCGGGGCCGGGCGCCUGCGAGCCCGAGGAGGAAGGGCCCGGCAAGCCGGCCGAGCAGCCCCCUGGCAAGGCGAGCUGCAAAAAGACCGCCCAGCAGCGGCACCUGCUGCGCCAGCUAUUCGUGCAGACGCGAUGGCCCAGCACCCAGGACUACGACGCCAUCAUGGCCCAGACUGGCCUGCCGCGGCCUGAGGUGGUGCGCUGGUUUGGGGACAGUAGGUACGCCCUGAAGAACGGCCAGCUCAAGUGGUACGAAGACUAUAAGCGGGGCAACUUCCCCCCAGGCCUGCUGGUCGUCACCCCGGGCAACCGGGAGCUGCUGCAGGGCUAUUACCUGUCGCACAAGACGCUGUGCGACGAGGACCUGCAGAGCCUCUGCGACAAGACCCAGAUGAGCUCCCAGCAGGUGAAGCAGUGGUUUGCGGAGAAAAUGGGCGAGGAGACCCGGGCUGUGGCGGACACAGGCGGUGAGGACCAGGGCGCCGGCGAGCCCGCGGCUGGGCACAAAGGGACGGGGGACGCGUAUUCGGAGGUGUCGGAGAACAGUGAGUCGUGGGAGCCCGGCGCCCCUGAGGUCGGCUCGGAGCCCUUUGAUGCCCCGAGUCCCCAGGCUGGACUUCAGCUGGAAACAGACUGAAUUUGAACUGAUUACUCUGAAGGACUGGCCAGUCCGGGACGCCGCCUGCCAUGUGGAAGGGUUCAACCUGACUCUCCGCUGCUGCCACGUGCUGUCCCCAUGCCCAUCGCUGGGCAUGCGUGAGAGCUUCUGGAGGCCUCGCCACCAGCCCAGAGCGCGCCGCCACCUCCGGCCUGCCGCCACCGAGCAAGCCAGCGGGGAGAGUAGAGUUCUUGUCAGUUCUUCCUCCCACGAUGUAGGGCCUUUCCUUUGCCUUCCAGUGGAUAAAAUAGUUCAGAUUUCAUAUUCAUAGACACGGAAUCAAGUUUUUAACAUAUAAAUCCGCCUAUACACAUUUAAUAAAACAUCAGAUUAUAAACACUUUCAUUACAUAGAAACUUUGGUUAGCAAGCAGUACAUUGUCUUUUACAUCAUCUCUGAAAACGCCCUGUGUCUGUUCUCUGGAGAUCCCUGGGCCGCGUGUCCCCUGCACAGUGGGCAGGGCGCACCAGUCUGAAGCCCCAGCCGUCCCUGUGCACCCCUCAAGGGAAGGCAGUACCUUUGCAGAGGCCUCCACCCCGGCGGCCAGCACCGGGCCACCUGCUCGCCUUGCCCCGUGGGCGGAUCAGCGGGGACCGCCCUCACCUGUGAGCUGAAAACCCACUGCUCACCAGGUAGCCUUUGCUCACCGCCCUCGUACGUGGUUCCAGCUGUUCUGCUUGUUUGUGGGAGUUUGAAUCAUGGACCAGAACUUUUCAGUUAUCAGAUCAACUUAAAGAAGCAUUUGUUGUUAAACCUGAUGUACUGACCUAUGUGCCCAUGUUCUUGUUUCUCUUUCAAUCUAGAUGUGUUGAGAGUGAGAGGAAAAUUGGAAAAAGAAACAGGCAGGGCUGAAAGUAGAGGUGCAUGGACCCAGCAUGUGGCUCUGGCCGCUGUGGUUUUUUGGAGCCCUUGACCCGCACUCACUUCAAGGCUGCCUGUGUCUGGGAAGGAAGACCCGCACUCGGCUGGGAGUAGGAGUGAGCGCUGCUGGGAUCUGGGGACUUGGGGCGGUGCUGCGUACAGAGACCAACACGUUGGGGUUCCUGGCAGCACACCUGGAGGACUCGGGGCCCCCCGCUGAGGGCCUGCCUGGGUGCUGGAUAUCACUAGACAGGCCUUGCUGAGGAUGUUAAGUUCUGCACUAUGUCCCCAGAUUUGGAAACAAGAUCGUCUACUUAAGCCUAAUCCUCAUAUUCAUUUUUUUUUUAAUUGAGAAAAAUCACAGGAAAAGGUGCUUUUGAAACACUGGGAAACUGGCUUACAAAGCUGUACUACAUGGUAAAUUCCCAUUUCCCCCAAACUGGCUGCUCUGAUUGCGGCAAGUGAAGACGGGGCAGCAGAAGUCAUGUCCCCCGCAGCUCCGCUCACUUCCCGGAGACCACCUGCCUCCCAAAGCACCGAGGCCUUGUAAGCCUGCUCCUCCCGGUCAGGGCAGGGUGGGCGGCACCAGGGGCCCCCGAGAGAGGGCAGGGGCUUGGGCACAACAGCCCAUGGGGGGUGGCACUGUCCUCCUCGCCCGCCCGGGAGCUGGACCAGGGGACGCAUCUUGCUGGCUUGGCUCCAAGGGGAAGAUGGAGGUGGCCCUUCUGCCUUCCAGGAGAGGGCUUUCCCUGGAAACCAAAAGCCCUUGAGCCCCCGUUCUUCUAAAGUGUCUUCUGCUCUCCUGGGCCCAGCAGGGACCACCUCGUAGUUGUUUCAAAUGUGACAUGUGAGCACUUGGCAAGUCUGUGCCCCUUGUUUGUGUCCUUUCCAUCGGAGCAUGAAGCUCUUUAGCCCCAAAGACGUCUCGGCAGAAUUGGCGAGCGAUUGCCUUCCUUCAGAGAACAGACACCUGGAGCUUUUCCUUUAGCGUUUAUGUACGUGCAGAUUAAUUUAUAUAUACACAUAGAUACAGGACAGAUACUCAUCUGAUAUUUUCUGAUAAAGUGCACAUCUGAGGUGGCUGUUGGGGAAGGUAGCCUGUGUUGGAGGGAAGGCCGGUCCCCUGGGAGCAGCUGAGGCCGCCCGGCCGGAAACCGUCUGAGUGCCUGAGACCCCAUCCUGCCGCCUCACUCCCAGAGCCCCGCAUGCACUGCACAAGGGGCUUUACAGAGGAUUUUCUUGGUUAUUUAAGUUAUACUCCUAUAUCAUUUACAACCCAAACAGCAAAAGAAAAACUAAAUUACAUGGUGGACAAGUUCGUGCAGGACGUAGCAACCCGGCUUCGGCACCAGCCCGGCUUUAGAAGGUGGAGAGGCUACAGGCCUGCCCGCCUGGGUGGGUUUUCCUCAGAGGUUAGCCCUGCCCAGUGGCCAGGGCCAUCCCACAAUGGCAGGACUGCCCAGGUAAGGAGCCCCGCAGACGAGACCAUCCUUCCUCCUCACUGCGCUCUGGACCAGGGCAGACGGUGGGGUUGGAGCCCUAUACUUGCAAGAAUCAGAAGAAUCAGACGAUCAGAGGUGAUGGCAAGAGGGCCGGCAGGGUCGGUGAGCAGGUGCCCAGGGCUCUGGGUGCUUGGGGAGCACAGCCAACCUGGUACACGGACCCACACAGGUCCGGAGUUUGGGGGUGUGGGACCGCAGCAGCAGGCCCUCACUGUGGUUUUGCAUGCUGUCGAAGGGUGUCUGUGAUUGCGCCUCAGGCAGACGGCGGUCUGUGGGCUGAAGAGUUGAGAGGUGGGGUUAGUCUCUCCUGAAGAAAAGCCUGUUGUAUGAGGUGACUCAUCUUUCCCCUCUUUGUAUGCACGUGGACUCGUCAGAGAUAGUAAAAUAUUUCAGUGUUUCUUGUCACCUAUGUCUGGCACAUGUUUGGUUUCUUAUAUUUUUUACAUGGGGUUGUAGAUUCUGUUGUAAUAGGUGAAACCCGAUCACCAUUCUGAUAAAGGAAGUCUGGGUUUAUGAUACACACAUACUUUACAUUUUUGAUUACUUAUUUUAAUUCUUGACUAUUAAAGGAGGGUUUUGAUUUGAGAGGAGGGUUCUCAUUUUCAGGAGCCUCCGGUUCCUGAAAUAGAGGGCCUGGUUGGAUGGCCUGUUGGCAUUUGGGGUUUGGUAGCGCUGUGUGACCUGGGGCUCCUGGCUUGGCCGAGUGACUGGCGGCUGUCCCGGGGGACCAAAGCGCCUUGACCCGAGGCCCUGCUCCCUGUUCCCCAGAAGCACGGCUGUGGGAGCCGGGCAGAGCUGGUGGAGCUUGUGGGCUCCCAGUGCAUGGAUGGCGGCAUCCCAGCUGGCCGUGGGAGGCUGUCCCACCAGGAAGUCUCCGCAUGGUUUCCAGGCUGAGAUGUGGCUCUUCAACCUCAGUCAGUGGCCCAGUGAUAGGUCUCGUGUCACCUCCUUUUCCCCUCUGGCUCUGGGACAUCUGUGCCAGGCUGAUUCCAGGGAGGGUGGGUGCUGGCCUUUCCCUGCACAUCCUCACGCAGCUCCCGCCUGUGCUGCCUGGUCUCCGGCCCUGUCGCCUCUGUCUUCCUCUUCUCUUCUCAGAGCAGCUUUGUCACUUUAACCGUUACAGCCCCAGGUGAUCCAGGCAUUUUGUGAGGGCAGAGAACCGGCCAAGAAGAAAGCCUGAAACCAAGUCAAACCUGGAAUUUGGGCUUUUUCUCAUCUCCCCUUUUUUCCUUGCUCAGAGUUGAUCUGGGGCAGGUUAUUGGUUUGGCCCACCUUUUGUAUUAAGUUUAAAUUCUCCUUUAGUCCCUCGAUGUGCAGGGGAAGAAAUGCUGGAGAAGAAAGAUCCCAUAGGUGCGCGAGGAUCCACGUGACUGAGUUCCGGGCCAGAGCCAGCGGCUGCCUGAGCCAGGAGGCUAACCGGCCGGGCUCUGCGCCCUCCCAUCUGGAGCCCCGUCUCCACGUCUCCUGACUCUGCUUCCUUUGCGCCCUUUCCUGAGGAGCACAGGCUCGCCCGGCCUUCCUGCCCAGACCUUGGGGGCCAAGUGGGUGUGGCUGGGGGAGCACCUGCCCUGGAGAAAGCAGGGUGGGGGAGCCCGAGCCGCCCCCUCAUCGUCCUCUCCCCCAGCCGGACUGUGGUCUGAGGCCAUCAUGAUGUUUCUCUGGCCAUUUGUCACAGCCAAGCUGUGCGACACCAGGGCUGAGGAGGCUGGAGGCAGCUUCUUGUCAAAGUGGGGUUUGUGCUUGGGCCAAGUGACCGCGGAAGUGACGACUGUGGGUGCUUCUCGCUGCCUACCCAGCCCCGCUCCACUUCCAGACGGAAUGGAGAGGCCUCGGUUAGCGUUUGUUUCUGCCCGAGUCUGCGGUGCUCCUGGCACAGGGUUGUCCUGGAAAGGGGUUUCUGGAAGUGACCCAGCAGGUGUGCGCGGGAGUGAGGCCAGGGGUCAGGGUAUUUUGGCCCUCGGGGGGAUCAAGAGCCUGCUUUUCUGUCGUCCUGAGCACACGUCGAGACGGGCCGCUGACCUCCUCUCCUCUGCACGGGGUCCUGGUCCUUCCCCACACUGGAGAGCUGACAGCCGGCCCCAGCGGGCAGCAAGCCUUCUCCGCCAGAGUCCAGAGCAGGGGUGGAAACCAGCGUCUGGCCUGGGCCAGCAGGCCUGGGUCACCACAUGGACGAGGGUAGCAGCAAGCACCCGCUGCCUUGAUUUUUAAAAAUCCUAUCUUUUGGUUCGCAGGCCUGCCAGGAUCCACAAAGAACCUCCUGCUUGGCUGUCACCGGCCCAAGGCUUCCGCGGCCCCCACAACCUGGCCCUGGUGGCUGCUCGGUUCGGAGCCAGAGGGAGGGUGCGCACAGCCGGCAGGACUGUUCCAGGGGCACGAGCUGGCCUUGUCUGUCGGGGGUCUUCCUGCUGCCCACCGGGGGCAGGUGAUGAGCGUCUGAGUGUUGACUUGCUGUAGGUGCCUCUCCCCCGGAGCCCGGCUCUGCCGCGUGCUCACAUGUACACCCGAGCACUCAAGCAUUAGGGGCUUUUCUUGGCUGAUGCUCUAGGCCUGCCCUUCCUCUCCAAGACAAGUGGGUGACUUAGAAGGGUUUGAGGUGUUCGGCUGGAGCCGAAGGUGGAUUGUCCAGGGUAGAGGCUGUUCAGAGUCUGAAUGGAGAAAGCUGCACACGCAGGAUCUCUCCCAAGGCCCAAACCCCAGAGGAAAUGCGCUGGCAGAGGGUGAGACUCUGCUCCCUGGGUGGCUGGUCUGUGAUUUGCCUUUACUUUUUUUUAAAUUUUUAUUUAUUUAUGAUAGUCACAAACAGGGAGAGAGAGAGAGAAGUAGACACAGGCAGAGGGAGAAGCAGGCUCCAUGCACCGGGAGCCCGACGUGGGAUUCGAUCCCGGGUCUCCAGGAUCGCGCCCUGGGCCAAAGACAGGCGCCAAACCGCUGCGCCACCCAGGGAUCCCUGUGAUUUGCCUUUAAAGAGAGAGGUUGUCACCCAUCCCUGGUCCCUGCCCGUCCAGCAGUCUCCUGGCAGUUUGCUUGAAAUGCUGGUGGGCCGGGAGCGCCAGGCUGCCAGGAACUGGCUGGAGGGGGAGCCCGGCUGCCUUCAGCAGGACCCUGCAUGGUCAGCGGGCGCUCUGUGUGACCAGUGAGAAGGGGUGCCGCCCCGUCCCCCGUGUAUGGGGGUUCCUGUGGUGCCUCUGGGCAGCCUUGUCGUUCAGCUGUGUCGGGGGGACCCGACUGGGCCAGGGUGGUUACUACAGAGGAAACACGCCAAGCGUCCUCUCCCCCCUGCCGGCUGUUGCUCACUGAAAGUUUACUGAGCAGUCCUGGCGAAGUCGGGGAGGCUUCCCCAGCUGCGGGGUCCUUCCCGGCGGCCCCGACUCCUGGUUCUACCCCUCCCACCCCCCCCCCGCACCUUCUGGUCUUCGAUGCCACAGGAGGGCUGGCAAUGGCUGUGAGUGGUUUGCCUUGGUGCGCCUCCUGUCUCCCAGAGGCGGCACAAAGACAUGAUCAUCAUGGUGCUAAGGAAGAGGCCACUGGCCCUGCUUGUCCAGAGGCAAAUGGGAACUUGACCGAACUAUCCAAGAAGCCCCCGGCCCCGGCCGCCAGGUGUGAGACCAAACUGAGGGGCAUACUCGGGGUCUGGCCUGGGUGGCGUGGGAGAUUUUUACCCCCGGGGGGGUGGGUGGGGGGACGUGUCUCUUUUAGAACGAUGUAACUUGCCUUUGGACCGCGGCUGUGCCGAGGCGGAGCAGUGGGCUGCCCUCUCCGGGCUGCGUCUCCAGGCCUCAUGAGGUCCCCUGUGGGGAUGCUGCUAUUUCUAAGAUGCAAAUUGCACAUUUCCUAGAUUUUGUAUCUGUGGAUUUGGAUGAGGGAGCAGAGCCAAAUUGCUUAUACAAUUUGGUAUGGGCCGAAAUGGUACUUCAAAUCUUUUGAUUGUUCCUAAAUAAAAACCUAAAUUUCACAUUUCACAUCUGCUGAGUUUCUUUUGUGGGGGAGCCUGAGAAACUAAAAACACCUGACAUCUGAUUUAUUCAGUGGGCAAGCCCGACCUUAAACUCAGCCCAUUUCAGGAAAGCUGCACUCACCGCCUCCCACGCUGCUGUGUCCGUGGCACUGGCUUCCACGUGCUGAACUGUGACGUUCUUAGAAAUUACGCUACCUAGACAAAGGCAGAGGAGUCAGACGGGCAGUCGUCAGGCGUCUGGUGAAAGGACGCUGGCAAGUCCUUCUUUCCUGUCUUUUCCCCAGAGAAGAGCCCUGUGUGCUCAGGAGGGGCCUUGGAGGAAUGCUAAAAGCCCCAUUUCUAAGAUUCAGAGCACCUAACCUUGGGUGGUCGAGGGCCUUGGGGUGGUCCGCCGGGGCAGAGACAUACCACGGUAGGCCAGCGGCUCUUGCCCCUGGUGGACCCCAGGGCCUGUCCCUGACUGUCCCCUCCUGAAGGCCGGCUUAGGCCUUGGGAAAGCAGCUUUGUGUCACAUGUAAGGCAAGUGCUUGGGAGCUAGCCCCACCUGGUGCGGGACCCUGAAGCCAAUCAGCCAGGCCCCCAGGGUGGGUGCAGACUCAGGCAGUGGCUUCCAGGCCACACUGAUGGAGAGUUGGUAGCAGAAGCCCACGGGGUGUUGCCAGGAGCUUCCGUGGGGCUGCUGCAUGGUCCACAGGCAGGAAACAAGCCCUGCCUGACCCCUGAUCCCAAGUACCCAGGGAUAGGGGACCCCAGGGAUAGGAUAGUCCCCAGGGAUAGUCCCCCGAGUGGGGGGGGGGACUAUAGAGGCCCCAGUGAGGGGUGGCAGCCUGACGCAGGGCUGGACCCCUUGAGGGAAGGCAGGACCUUACUUUGUUCUAAUUUGGUGGGAUAGGCUGCCGCUGUUUGGUCUCUCCCUUCCAAAGAACAGCCAUGGUGGGAGGAUAGGGGCUCAAAUCAAACGACGGUGGAGUUCCUAACCAGCCCCAGCCUUCAGGUGUUGUUCAGGAUGUGGUCAGGAGGGGGGCCUUGUGUUCUCUGCUCAGGGCUACAGAUCCUUGUUAAGGGCACUGUCCUCACCUGGGGUCCGAAACCACUCCUGCCUGCUCGUUACAGGGCAGCCUUUUGAGAGGUGUUCUUGGCCUGCCUGCUCUUUGCAGAAGCUCUAGAAAGCCCGAUCUUGCAGGUAGUGCUGUGUGCACGUGUCCACUGGAUGAGAAGUCCAGGCCUGCCCCUUGGAACGCAGCCUGCUUGUCCCCGGUCUGCCAGCCAGCCAGCCGGGGGUAGUUCCUAUCGGAGACAACAGGGGACUCUGCCCAAACCGGGGUCUCAUUCGGUUCAUCUGAGCAGCUUUUGAAAAAUACCUGCAGGGCUCUGGGUACUGGUGUUUUUCAGGAGCUUCCCAGGUGAUGCCUGACCCAGUGGGUGGGAGGCAGUGCCACCUCAAGCUGCCUCCCCACCUGCUUGUGGGGCCUCACGCAGCAAUCGAUGAGGUCAGGGCUGGCUGGAGGAAGCGGGGUGAAUGUGAUCAGUAUAUCUGCAUAACUGGGGGUUGUCAUGUUUGCCGCUAGGAGGAAGGAUCAGGGCACUGGCAUCGAAGAAAGGCAAGGGCAGUGUCCCAGGGGAGCUGGGGGGGGGUGGCAGGCAGGAGACAGGCAUGCUUCAGGUCUGAAGCCACCACAGGGGCAGCAAGAGCUUUCCUCCCAAUGUCAUUCUCCAGAAAGACACCUGUUCAGUAAGUGAACAUAUGUCCUGAUUAAAAUAAAGGUGAUCAACACCAGUAAGCCAAGCAUGUCCUGUGAUGACAGGCGGCCCCUAACUAAAGGGCUGGCACAGAACCGCUUCCUUCACAGGAAAGCGCUCCCCUGGCCACAAGAAUCUGAAGUGAGAAAACUUGGUCCAGGGAAGUCCAGGUUAACUCCCCCCACCCACCUUGUCUGUGGGAAAAGGACCAUCCUUCUGAGUAGGUCAGAGGAGCUCAAGGAAGAAAGCCAAGGGGCCAGCAAGAGCCUGAGCAGUAGGCGCUCCGAUGCUGGCAAGCCAGUGCAGUGGAGGAGCAGGAAUGCUCCCAACUGAUCCAGUUCUCCGGGGUGGGGGUGCUCAGAGGGGCCUACGGUAUCUGUAACCUGGGAAGUGUUAGGUCUUUAUGGUCUGACUUGUCAAACAAGAAAGGGAUGAUUGGAACCUAGAACUCCUAAUCACCAUUGGACUGGACUUAAAAAAUCUUGGUCUCUCCAUGCUUCGUUUGGUAUAUGCAUUAUCACACCAGGGGUGUAGUAAUUACUAUUUUAAGAACCAACUGAUUAUAUGUGUCUGCAUCUUUUCAGUGACCAAUCUUUUCAGGCUCCCCGGGCUGGCUUCUUCUGCCUGCCCCACCCACCCACCAGGCGGGCAGCUGUGUGCACGCAUUUCUGAUCCACGCCAGCACAGAGCCAGGGGACGGUAAGGGCAGGGCCUUUUCAAUCAGGUCUGGGCACAGAGAUUUGGUUGCAAGCUCUUGAGGAUUUUCAACCUACUUCUGGAAGCUGUAGGUUUUUUUGGAAGGAGAGGUGUCUAUGGAACUGGGAAGGGACUCUCUCUGGUUGCUUCCUGUUCACCUCCAGAACUGACAGGACACAGGAACUCGGGCUUGCACGCAGGGAGGCCAGUGGCUACACUCUACCCCCACAGGCCCUCUGCAGAGGAGUCAGAGUCAGAGCAGAGCAUGGCCUCACCGCACCUCAGAGCCCAGAGGGGAGGAUCUGCUUGACCUGGAAGUUGCCAAAAACCUCCCAACCUGCCUGCUCUGCAGAAUAACCACCUAGCAACUUGUCCAGAGUCACCAAGUCUCCAGACAACCUGCUCUCCCGAGCCGCCCUCCCCACCAUGAGGGCACCCAAAGGGAUGGGGGCUGGCUUAUUUGGCAGUCAGACCCUAAGAAGCUGGCAUGAAUGGCCGAGCACUGGCCGUGCUGUGGGACACCAUUGUGCCCAUGGGCCUGGCCCCCCUGUCCUCCAGUGGGGCUGCCUUCCCACACCUUCCCCCAGCUAGACAGCUAGAAGUGGCUGGCUGCA